UUUUCAUCCAUCCCUAUCUCUCUUUUAUCCAUCAUUUGUAUUCCUUGAAAUUUCUUUUCAGUGGUUUUACUUUGCUUGAUAGUCGAUUUUUGUCUUGAGUCCCUUGAUUACAUUUUCCCAUCUCCCUUUGCUCCCAUCAUGUUGGGCGCUUUCCGCCGUAACGGCGUUGCCCAUGCUCUGCGCGCUUCUGCUCCACGGUCUCUUUCAGCCAGAGUGACACCCCAGCAGCUACAAUGGCGUCCACCGACCUUCUCUGCAAUCUCGCAUGUGCCCCGCUCGCUUUUCCAUGCAUCUCGAGUUUCUUUCUCUGCCGUUGCGGAAGCUCAGGUUCAGAAUGCUGAGGCCGAGCAGGAAGGCCGCUUGUCCAGUUUCAAGCAGCUGGCGGAUCAGGGAUUGGUCGACCCCAUCAUUAUUCGUACCAUUAACAAGAACAUGGGAAUUAAGACGAUGACGGACGUUCAGAGCAUGACAAUUCAGGAAACUCUGCAAGGGAACGACGUAUUGGCUCAAGCAAAGACUGGAACUGGAAAAACACUCGCCUUCCUCCUCCCUGUGGUGCAAAACAUCCUGAAAGACCCCACUGUCAAAAAACGUUCAUACAGGCGUUCAGGGGCUACGUCGGCUGAUAUCCGUGCUAUCAUAAUCUCCCCAACCCGUGAACUUGCGGAGCAGAUUGCCACAGAAGCGAAAAAGAUAGCGUCUGGUACCGGGAUUGUGGUGCAAUCGGCCGUCGGUGGCACUCGUAAGAUGGAAGGCCUGCGUCGGAUCCAGAGAGAGGGCUGUCACUUGUUGGUUGGUACGCCCGGCCGACUCAAGGAUAUUCUUUCCGACCCAGAGAGUGGAGUCGAGGCUCCUAAGUUGUCUAGCUUUGUUCUCGACGAGGCAGAUCGCUUGCUAGAUGAUGGUUUCGCUCCUGAGAUUUUCGAAAUUCAACGCCUACUCCCUGACCCGAUGAAUGUCGACCGUCAGACGCUCAUGUUCUCGGCUACUGUCCCGAAGGAAGUCAUGUCCAUGGUUCACCAAUCCAUGAAACCGGAUUUCAAAAUUAUCCAGACUGUCAAGGAGGAUGAAGUACCUACUCACUUCGCAGUUCCCCAGAAGAUUGUUACGCUCGAUGGCUUCCAGAAUUCUCUGCCCGCCAUUCUUGAGUUGGCGAAGAAUUAUCAAGCACACAUGGCUAAUGACCGCAAUGCCCGUCCUUUCAAGGCCAUUGUUUACUUUAACUCCACAAUGCAAGUAAAUCUGGCCCACCAAGUGUUUAAAAAGUUGCUCAACAACCCCGAUGACCGCCGGAGUGGCCACCCUUUGAACAGGAUAUACAUAAUGGAGCUCCACUCGCGUCUGACCCAAAACCGGAGAACGCUUACUUCCGACUUCUUCCGGAACAGUCGCUCUGGUAUUCUCUUCUCGUCCGACGUGACGGCGAGAGGUUUGGAUUUCCCGGACGUUACUCAUGUCAUUCAGGUUGGAGCUCCUCGUUCCCGUGACACCUACAUCCACCGUAUCGGACGUACUGGACGAGCAAACAAGGAAGGUGAGGGAUGGCUUCUCCUUCAUCCUGGUGAAAACAAUUGGAUCCAGAAAAAGUUGGGAGACCUGCCUAUCGAGAAAGAUCAUACGCUGGCCACGGCCGUCACGAACAUGCGUCAGGAAGUGGGCGACGAAGUUUCCCCAUCCGCUGCAGAGUCGGUGGCGCAAGUCAAGGCUGCUAUGCAACAGGUUCCUGAAGACAUCCGGGAACAGGCAUUUAAGUCUCAAUUGGGCACUCUGUUGUCAGUCUUCCCCCGUCCGAGAGAUAUGAUUCUCGCCAUGAACGAGCUUGCCGUGCAUGGGUAUUACCUGCCUGAGCCCCCAGCGAUUUCCUCUGGCAUGGCCCAAAACCUGGGCGUGGCCGACGUAAGGGAGGCAAAUGUUUCCGGGCGUCGUUUUGGCUCUCCUAGAAGUCAGCGUGGUCCACCUCGUGGUCCUUCUCGCGGUCCCAGCCAAUCCAGGGGUGGCCGUGACAACCGCGGAGGCUACCAAGAGCGCAGAUACGACUCUAGCCGCCGUGGUUCUAACCGCUGGGACAACAGAGACCGCUAUUGAUAGAGGUAGCCUGCAAAUAUCUCGCUGACUACCCAUAUUUCUCUGAAAACUUUGAAAGAACAAAUUUCCAAAUGCAUUGGGCGGCGUUCUUUACGGUUACUGCAACUACUCUGUACACUUAUAUCAGAGAACGAAUCUUCUCCUCUCCGGAUGUAUUUUUAUCAUGUAUGCCGUUCUGUCGCUUCGAGAUACCAUAUGACUUCUCUUCUUCUGAUCUGUCUCGAUAUACCGGGCGUGUUCUGAAUCGGGCCACAAGGAUUAUGAUCUAGACUGUUAUCUAUCUUCUUUAUUGGAUAUAUUGAGCUGGGGCAGACGGACACCCGAUAUGUAUUAUGUAUUGUAUUAGUCUAGAUAGGUUCGUCAGUUUUCAACGUUAUAAACACAUCUAAUU
Aspergillus caelatus is the source of this 2476-nucleotide messenger RNA. Its product is annotated as P-loop containing nucleoside triphosphate hydrolase protein. The transcript has 2 exons. The record is from RefSeq and is a predicted model, not a curated record. The coding region runs from base 139 to 2085 and encodes 648 amino acids. Gene Ontology annotation, molecular function: nucleic acid binding; ATP binding. NCBI's taxonomy places the organism in Eukaryota, Fungi, Ascomycota, Eurotiomycetes, Eurotiales, Aspergillaceae. Gene Ontology annotation, cellular component: mitochondrion.